Molecule: messenger RNA, 1770 nt
Organism: Pyricularia pennisetigena
Lineage: Eukaryota; Fungi; Ascomycota; Sordariomycetes; Magnaporthales; Pyriculariaceae
Exons: 1
Coding region: 1-1770 (589 amino acids)
Biological process (GO): xenobiotic detoxification by transmembrane export across the plasma membrane
Molecular function (GO): fluconazole transmembrane transporter activity
Source: RefSeq, a predicted model, not a curated record
AUGGUUUCUAGCAUACAAGGCACCGCCCUGGGCGCGGCAAUCCGACGUAUCACCAAGAACAAGCUGUUAAAGUACCCCGAGGAACAAGACAACUUCAAACUCCCCGCCGAGUGGCUCCGGCUCCUCGACGGCAACGUCACCCGCGGACGAAAUUCCGAUGACGGCCUCACCAGGGAAAAGACGGCCGAGGCGCGCGCGGGGUCUGUAGGCUCCGAGAGCAGCACCGUGUCGGACGACGAGGAGGCUCAGGCGGCCGCGAGCAGCUCGGCCGCGAUGCAGAGGGUGCAGUCCAUACCCAUCGUGCCCAUGACGACGAGGUCGGGCGACAUCCUCGUCGACUGGUACACGACGGACGAUGCCGAGAACCCCCUGAACUGGAGCAGGACGCGAAAGGCCAUGGUCACGGCCAUCCUGUGCAUCUACACCUUUGUCGUCUACAUGUCCUCGGCCAUCUACACCACGUCUGAGCACGGGGUCAUGGAGGAGUUUGGAGUCGACUCGGUCCAGGCCGGGCUCGGCCUGGCCCUGUUCGUGCUCGGGUACGGCGUGGGCCCCUCGAUCCUGAGCCCGCUGUCGGAGCUGCCCUCGGUCGGCCGCAACCCGCCCUACGUCGCCAGCAUGUUCAUCUUCGUCAUCGUCUCCAUCCCCGCGGCGCUCGUCACCAACUACCCGGGCCUGAUGGUGCUCCGCUUCCUGCAGGGCUUCUUCGGGUCGCCGUGUCUGGCCUCGGGCGGCGCCUCCAUCAUGGACAUGUACGGCUCCGAGCUCGACCUGCCCUACCCCAUGAUGGUGUGGACCGUCUCGGCCUUUUGCGGCCCGGCCCUGGGCCCUCUGCUCUCGGGCUUCAGCGUCCCCGUCCUGGGCUGGCGCUGGUCCCUGCUCGAGAUCCUCUUCGCCUCGGUCCCCGUCUUCCUCGUCAUGUUUGCCUUUCUGCCCGAGACGUCGAGCGACAACAUCCUGCUCCGCCGCGCCCGGAGGCUCCGCGCCCUCACAAGGUCGGACCGCUUCCGGUCCAAGGCCGAGAUCGAGCAAAAGGAGAUGACCUUUGGCGCCAUCCUCGCCGACGCCCUCGUCAAGCCCAUCGAGAUCAGCGUCAAGGAUCCCGCCGUGGCCUUUGUCCAGAUCUACACGGCCAUCAUCUACGGCAUCUACUACUCCUUCUUCGAGGUGUUCCCGCUCGUCUUCCCCGUCUACUACGGCAUGAGCGCGGGCCAGGUCGGCAUAGUCUUCCUCUGCAUGCUCGUGGCCGCCGGCCUGGGCAUGACCGCCUACGGCUCCUACCUGGCCUUUUACAUGCACCCGCGCAUCCGCGCCCGCGGCCACCCGGCGCACGAGACACGCCUGGUCCCGGCCCUGGCCGCCGCCUUCGGCCCCACCGUGGGCCUCUUCAUCUUUGCCUGGACGGCCCGCCCCGACCUGCACUGGAUCGCCCCCACCGUCGGCAUCACCCUGUACGGCGCCUCGGGCUUCGUCGUCAUGCAGUGCCUCUUCUGCUACAUCCCGCUGUCCUACCCGCGCUACGCCGCGAGCCUGUUCGCCGCAAACGACCUCUGCCGCUCCGCCCUGGCCUUUGCCAGCGUCCUGUUUGCCAGGCCGCUCUUUGCCAACCUCGGCGUCGCCCGCGGCGUCACCCUCCUCGCCGGCCUGAGCGUCCUCGGCAUCGUUGGCAUGUGGGCCCUGUGGAAGUUCGGUGCCCGCCUGAGGGCCAUGAGCAAGUUUGCCGUGUCGGAAUCCGAUGAGAUUGUCGCUGCCGAGCAGGAGAAGCAGUGA